Messenger RNA from Mangifera indica (mango), 1184 nucleotides. RefSeq names its product probable BOI-related E3 ubiquitin-protein ligase 2. The record is from RefSeq and is a predicted model, not a curated record. Gene Ontology annotation, molecular function: ubiquitin-protein transferase activity. NCBI's taxonomy places the organism in Eukaryota, Viridiplantae, Streptophyta, Magnoliopsida, Sapindales, Anacardiaceae. Bases 105 to 1127 code for a protein of 340 amino acids. The transcript is spliced from 4 exons.
UAUCACCAUCGGCCAACUCGCCUUUCUCAUAAAUGCAAGAACUCAUUUCUCUAGCUUCUUCUUCCUUCUCUCUCUAGACUUGUUUCUGAAUUCGCACAAUCUUCAUGGCUCUCCAUCAAAACCAUUUUCAACAACGCUGCCAACAAACACAACCACAACAGCAUUCCAAAAAUUUCAGGAAAUUCAACUCAAUCGACGGUCAAAUUUCGCCACCAGUAGCUUAUUACAAAACAGAAAAUAAUUUACAGGAUCAGUCUCAGCAUCCUCCAUAUAUUCCCCUCUUUCAUGUUGUUGGGUUUGCUCCUGGUCCUGUUAAUGCAACGGAUGGCAGUGAUGGGGGAGUAGAUUUGCAAUGGAACUAUAGUUUGGAACCAAAGCGGAAAAGAUUAAAGGAACAGGAGAUUUUGGAGAACGAUUCACAGAUAUCAUUUGUUGAUUUCUUGCAGGCACGACCUGUGUCAACAGGAUUAGGUUUGUCACUUGACAAUACACGAGCGACUUCUUCUGCAGACUCUUCUUUGUUGUCAUUCAUCAGUGAUGACAUUGAUAGGGAACUAAGGCAGCAGGAUGCUGAAAUUGAUAGAUUCCUUAAAAUUCAGGGUGACCGAUUAAGGCAAGCUAUCUUAGAGAAGGUUCAAGGCAGCCAACUCCAAACCACUGCAUUUGUGGAAGAUAAAGUCUUCCAGAAACUCCGUGAGAAAGAAGCUGAGGUUGAUAAUAUUAAUAAGAGAAAUAUGGAACUUGAAGAACGAAUGGAGCAAUUGGCUGGAGAAGUAGGUGCUUGGCAACAAAGGGCUAGGUACAAUGAAAAUAUAGUCAAUGCCCUGAAGUUCAAUCUUCAGCAUGUGUAUGCUCAAAGUAGAGACAGUAAAGAAGGAUGUGGUGACAGUGAGGUGGAUGAUACAGCUUCAUGUUGCAAUGGUCGUGUCAUUGAUUUCCAUCUUCUCAGUAAGGAAAACAAUGAUAUGAAACAGUUGAUGACUUGUAAGGUUUGUAGAGUUAACGAGGUAUGCAUGCUUUUGUUCCCCUGUAAGCAUCUUUGUCUGUGUAAAGAUUGUGAAAGUAAGCUUAGUUUUUGUCCCCUGUGUCAGUCCUUUAAGUUUAUUGGCAUGGAGGUAUAUGUGUAAUUUGGUAAUGUGAAAGCCUUAAUGUUGUUUCAAUGCUAUAUUUAUUAUUCUUGUCGA